Molecule: messenger RNA, 7297 nt
Organism: Gopherus evgoodei (Goodes thornscrub tortoise)
Lineage: Eukaryota; Metazoa; Chordata; Testudines; Testudinidae
Gene: INO80D
Product: INO80 complex subunit D
Exons: 11
Coding region: 737-3841 (1034 amino acids)
Cellular component (GO): nucleus
Source: RefSeq, a predicted model, not a curated record
AUAAACUUACUAAUAAGAGAUUUCUUUUUGACCAUUCUUCUUUUAAAUUUGUUUUUUCAGACAAAUGAUCUUUACUAAUUAUAAAGGAAAAUAUUUCCUAAGCCACAUGCAUUUUUUUAAGUCACUCAAAUAGAUAAAGUCUUUUUUUAUUAUUAUUUUUAAACUGACACUUUCUAUCAAAGCCCUCUGUACUUUUCCCCCCUCUCUACUACCUCCAAGAUGGUAGGAAAGUUGUUGUUUUGGAGGGCAGAGGAGCUGCUCUCUGAUGUUAUGUCCUCUCAGUGCCUGUAGUGGUGCUGUAGGAGGCUGCUGGCUCUCUUCUUGAGCAGCCCCAGCAGCCCUGCCUUCUUUGCUGGAGAAUAUAUUCAGGGAUUCCCCUUAAUAAUCACCUACCCUCUGAGCACUUUGUACUUUUAAAAUAAUAAAAAGCCCCCCAAAGCUUUCUCCCCCACAAAAGCAGGAUCUCCUCAGAGCCAGGGGGGCAGCAGCUGCUCAGCACAGAGCCCGAGCCCAUUCCCGGUCCCUCUGCUGGGGAGGAAACUCUGAUCUGUCAGCCCAGCAGAGGGAAAGGGGGGAGAGGCGAGAGAGGAGAAAAAAAAAGCAGCUGGAAAGACAAUCUGCUUCAUCUGACUCGUCAUCAUUCCAGGAUAGUGGUCUGCUUGGGGCUCUUUCCUAACACUGAUAUGGUACAGAAGAUUUAAAAUCAGCUGAUGUUCACAAGGAAUAGAGUCACGUGAUGUAUGAAGGCAAACACAUACACUUCUCUGAGGUUGACAAUAAGCCCUUGUGCUCAUAUAGCCCCAAACUGUGCAAGCAAAGGCGACUUAACGGCUACGCCUUCUGUAUCAGACACGUUCUGGAGGACAAGACUGCCCCCUUCAAGCAAUGUGAAUAUGUGGCCAAGUAUAACAGCCAACGCUGCACCAACCCUAUCCCCAAAUCUGAGGACCGUAGGUACUGCAACAGCCACCUACAGGUACUUGGCUUUAUACCUAAAAAGGAGAGGAAGAAAAAGAAUGAUCCAAUAGAGGAGGUGAAGGUCAGGCACCAGAUGGAUGCUAUGGCCUUCAGUCUGGCAGUGCCCACGCUGGCCUUGAAGAUGUCCAAUGGACUGGAUGGGAUGUCCCUCUCUCCACCCGGGGCUAGGCUUCCUCUCCACUACCUGGAAGCAGAGUUAGAAGAUCCCUUUGCUUUCAAUGAGGAGGAUGACGACUUAAAGAAAGGGGCAACGGUGAGGAAAAAGUUGCAGAGCAAGUUGGCCCAAAACCGGCAGCGCCAGAGAGAAACAGAGAUUUUAAAAGUUCACCAAGAGCACUUUAGCCCCCUUCCUGCACCUUUGCAGCAGCAGCCACUGCAGCAGCAGCAGCAGCAGCAGCACUCCCAUCUGCCACCUUUAUCAACUUCUUUAAAGCCUACAGGGCUAUCGCAGGGCUUAGUCUGCAAGUCACCUCAACCUCAGAACACCAGCCUACCAAUGCAGGGAGUGGCACCCACCACACACACUAUAGCACAAGCAAGGCAGAUGUCUAACAAGAGACCCCUGCCUCUCCUGCCACCCACCAGGGCUCCUGUCAUGGACCCACCAAGGACUGAUCGGGUCCUCAUGAAAGCCACAGCCUUUUCUCCACACUCAUCCUGCAUGAGCCGGCUACAGAGACUGGUGAAACUGUGCACUCGAAAACAGCAGCUGGAAACUGAUCUGUUUCCACAUUUAGGGCUGGACUGGUCUGAAGACAGUGGAGAAGAGUUGGAGGAUUCAGAGCAAACUUCACCAUACCAGGUUGCAUGGUCUAUUCGGGAAACUCUCAGAUAUGAAAGACAUGAGUCAGAUGAUGAUGAUGAUUCAGAUAGCAGGAGUUCCAGGGUGACCCAGCUUUGCACUUACUUUCAGCAGAAAUAUAAGCACCUCUGCCGCCUGGAGCGGGCAGAAUCUCGUCAGAAGAAAUGCCGGCAUACGCUCCGGAAAGCUUUGCUGCAUGCGGCCAGCAGAGAGCCGGAAUGUGCUGGACAAUUGAUACAGGAACUCCAAAGAGCUACAUGCACUUGGACCAGCACAAGCCAAGCCAAGCAGAGAGAUGCAGAACCAACAACAUGUAGUGGAACUGUGAAAGGUGAACAGUGCACUAACAAGGCCCUUCCAUUCACCAGGCAUUGUUUUCAACAUAUCCUAUUGAACCGUUCUCAGCAGCUCUUCUCAAGUUGCACAGCCAAGUUUGCAGAUGGGCAGCAGUGCUCAGUGCCAGUUUUUGACAUUACACAUCAGACACCUCUGUGUGAAGAACAUGCCAAAAAAAUGGAUAAUUUCUUGAGAGGGGACAGCUCCCGUAAAGUUCAGCACCAGCAGCAGAGGAAACCCAGGAAAAAAACGAAGCCACCUGCACUUACCAAAAAACACAAGAAGAAGAGAAGGAGGGGACCACGUAGGCCCCAGAAACCUAUUCCUCCUGCAGUGCCCCAAGGGAACCUCAGCAUGCCCACCAGCAUCUCACUGCCAGUGGAGAUCUCCCACAUACGGAGCCCCUCCACGCCGGAGUUGAGUACAGAUGAGCUGCCCGAUGACAUCGCCAAUGAAAUCACAGACAUUCCACAUGACUUGGAAUUGAAUCAGGAGGACUUUUCUGAUGUCCUACCACGGCUGCCUGAUGACUUGCAAGAUUUUGAUUUCUUUGAAGGUAAAAAUGGAGACCUCCUUCCUACUACAGAAGAGGCGGAGGAACUGGAACGGGCUCUGCAGGCUGUAACUUCUCUUGAGUGCCUGAGUACCAUUGGAGUACUUACACAGACAGACGGUGUGCCAGUUCAGGAGCUAUCAGAUAGAGGGAUAGGGGUGUUCACCACAGGUGCUGGAGCUCCAGGAAUGCAGUCCUUGAGCAGAGAGGUUAACACGGACCUGGGGGAGCUGUUGAAUGGGCGUAUAGUACAUGAUAAUUUCUCCAGUCUGGAGCUGGAUGAGAACUUGCUCCGUUCUGCUACCUUGUCUAACCCACCUACGCCCCUGGCAGGGCAGAUCCAGGGGCAAUUCUCUGCCCCAGCCAACGUUGGCCUUACUUCUGCCACUCUGAUAAGCCAGAGUGGACUUGGGGAGAGAGCCUUCCCAGGACAGUUUCAUGGACUUCAUGAUGGCAGCCAUGCCUCCCAGAGGCCACACUCUGCCCAGCUGCUGAGCAAGGCAGAUGACCUAAUCACCUCACGACAGCAAUACAGCAGUGACCAUUCGCACUCCUCACCCCAUGGAAGCCAUUACGAUAGUGAGCAUGUGCCGUCUCCCUACAGCGACCAUAUCACAUCCCCCCAUGCCACAUCCUAUUCUGGUGAUAACUUGGCAGCUACCUUCUCAGCAGAGAUGCCCAUUAUGGCACAGCACUUGCUCCCACCGCAGCUGGAGGUGCCACUUAGCGGGGUGGUGAACCCCAGAACUCACUGGGGAAAUCUCCCUGUCAAUCUUGGUGACCCCUCUCCGUUUAGCAACCUCCUUGGUGCCGAUGGACACCUUCUUUCCACCUCCCUGUCCACACCACCUACCACCUCGCACUCAGAGACCACACAGCCUGCCUUCGCCACUGUGACCCCCAACAGCUCCAGUGUGCUUCCGGGGUUACCGCAGACCAGUUUUAGUGGCAUGGGUCCUGCCUCUGCUGAACUAAUGGCCUCCACUUCCCCCAAACAGCAACUCCCUCAGUUCAGCGCAGCCUUUGGCCAUCAGCUGAGCUCACACAGUGGCAUUCCUAAGGACCUGCAGCCCAGCCACAGCUCCAUAGCUCCUCCCACAGGCUUCACAGUAACAGGUGCCACAGCUACUAGUACCAAUAAUGCAUCUGCUCCCUUCACCACCUCCAACUGAGCUGAUCUGUCUGUAUUUGCAGGCAGAUGGGGACCCUAUGUUUUCUAUCUUCUUUUUCCUCUUUAUUGUCCUCCCCUUCCUUUUGAAGAGGAUUUUGUUCUCUUUUGUUUUUUAAAAGAGGGGGUUAAAUAAACCUCUUGCUUCCGUACAGACCAGGUGGCCCCUCAGUGAACCUCGCUCUGGUGUUCACAUGUGCUGUUUGUGCACUGGUGCUCAUUUAUUACUGGCAGGUUCACCGUACCCCAAAAAUGUCCUUAAGGAUACAGCACAGUUACUGGAUGUAAUUGACCUUAGCAGUAAGACCUAGAAAUGGGACGAUACCUCAAAUUACCAAUGCACGUUACUGUUUCCUAGGGUUAAGAUCAGUGCUUUCCAUCCCAUUAGCAUGUCAUGUAGGAAGUUUUUAUAGUGGGGAAAAGUCUCUUGGUUUUAAAAAAAGAAAAAAGGUAGCAUCUGGGCAUGGAAAGUUGGCUCCACACUCGGGUUUGGUAAUGGUUCACCGAAGCACUCAAGACCAUGGUUCAAUUAUUCAUUUGACAACUCCUUAAAAAUAGUCUUUUGACCUCUUCUGUGGGUGUGUGUGUGUUUGAGGAAGCAGCAGUUCCUUGUAAUCUGCUGCUGAGACAACAGUAGUUGUGUCCUCUUCUGAAAUUGGUCACUGUUCCUACUGAACGUUGAUUUAUUUUCUUUAUUUUAGAUUCAUUGAGCAGAGAGGGGAUUGACUGACUAGGGCAAAUAGGUUUUACCUGUUUGCCCAGGGCACUGAGGGUUGUUGCUGUUUCAAAGGUUAGCCCAGGGAGAAAAGACAAGAAAAUGGAAUUGGAUUGGAAUAAUGGUCUAGUCAAGACUCAUGCAGAAAUUCCCACCAGUGCUGAAUUACUGUGAUGUUGUAGUGUUUGAUGAUUUGCCUUCUCAAAUGUGGCUUUGUCCAGAACUUUGCACAGCAGGUGUUUCCUAGCUGAAACUGGAAGAAUUCUAUUGGUAUGUAUCCGAAUGCUACCCAUUCAAACAAAUCUACGUCAGGCCCAUUUGGUAAAUUUUAAAAUUACUAAACUUCUCGAACUAUCUGUUGCUGUUGAGACUCUUUCUAUAAUAAUAGUGAUUUUGUACCAGGAGCCAUAUGGUUUUUGAGACACUUGUGAGACUGAUGCUCUGUACAUGAAGUUGAAUGUAUGUGGGAGCCAGCGGGUACAUAUUUGUGGUUACCAAAACUAAGCUUACUUAAGCAAAAUAGGGAAAUUCCUUCUAUCCACAAUACCUUGUUGCUUUUAUUGCCUGUUUGCUGAAAAUGGUUUUAAGUCUCCAUGGUCAUAAUGUCAGCUUCUUAUAAAGGCAGUGGAUUCCUCUUGUAUCUGUUUCUUCCCUAAAGAAGAAUUACAUGAUUCAAACAAACUCUUUGUGAUUUUGUUAUCUCCCUCUUCUCCCUUCCCUCUCUGUCCCAAAAAAGGGAAUGUGCUUGAGGAAAAUUGUGACUUUAUAACUAGCCACUGUGUGAAAGUAAUUCCUACCUGAUGGCUAUCAAAAGUCUCCAUUGUUUGGUUUGCUUCUGAGAUGCAUGUGAGAGAAGAUGAGAAAGCAAAGCAAAUCUGUCUCUCCUCAUGUUGAAGGCAGUUUCAUUAUGAGGCUUAAUAAUUUCUUUGAGCAAGGGAUUAUUCAACUGAGUUCAGUUAUUCCCUAGUAUGUGGAGAGUAAUAUAUCUUCCCUCAAUAUAUAUAUUCUGUUCAUGUGAGUGAUGAUGGGGCCCAAACCCUCUGCUCCCAGACUUCCUGAGGAUAGGGGUUGAGAUCUGGAUCCAAACUUCCUGGGUGCAGCCCAUCUCGUGUUUAUAUCCCACUAGUUAUAGCCAUUCCUGUCUUUAUAAAAGCUUUGUCCCUUUUUAAUUGUAAAGAAAUAAGCCCUUUGGGUACAUCCCUUGCUGAAAUUGCAAGCAUAUGUGGGUGGAGGGGGAAACAUUUAUUUUCAGGUUUUUGAUAUUGGGAAAUCCUUAUUCCCAUACCUGGUAAAAUGGGGCUUAAUAUUCUAAUAUAUCUCAGUGUUCUCAAGUGUGGUCUCAGUUUGUCUGUAACUGAUUUAAAUGUUUUCAAAUCAUGUCAUAAGUUGAAAUGAGGCUUAACAAAACCCCACUAUAUUGUCCCACUGAUUGAGGAAUGCCCAUUGAUAUUGUGAAGUGAGGAAAAGCUGAUAGGAAUUUUUUUUAUUUUUUUUUAAAUUCUGUUCUCUCCCCUCCCCGCGUGCUUGUGAGGAGACAAAUGUUUGAUUUGCAUUGUUUUCCAUUGUGUUAAUAUACUUUCUUUAGUGUAUUGAGAUGAUUGAUUUGAAAAAGAAGGGUGAACUAGUUUGCCAAAUGGGUAAAUGAUCAAUUGUUAAAUCUACCAGUAUUAAAUGUCAUGUGACAGUAUGUUCUACAGAUUAGUUUGAGGAUUUUGAUUUAUGAAAUAUUUCUGACACUCGUCAAAAUUUGUAAUGGAACCAGCAGCCUGUUCUCUUCUUCCCACACAUUCAUCACUUUCCUUUACCUACCAGUUGAGAAAACGCUUGGGCCCAAUUUCUGAUCUCAGUUACAUCCGUGUAAAUCAUGGAGUAAUUCUCUUAGCUAAAUGAGUUACUAUGGAUUUACACCAGUGUAACUCAGAACAGAAUCUGGCUCUUAAUCUGAUCAUUUAUUUAGGCUGGGAUUUUCCAGGAUGCCCAAGAGAAUGUAGGUGCAUAAUUCCUAUUUGAAAUCAGAUUCCCAUAAGACAACUUCGGAAGUCUCACCCUUUAGAUCUCAGCUUUAUGGAUCUGUGGGUGAUUUUUCCUAAACAUCGGCUGCAUAACAUUUUUCAUGAGCAGAUCGAGUUUGCAAAAAAGCUGCACUACUUUAAACCAGUUUUCUAUUUGACAGGCAUUAGAAAAGGAAUCCCUAUCUACUUUCCAGUACAGAGCUUUGAAGUGGUCAAGAUUGUUGCCAGUUGCAGGUUCACCUCGUCUAAUUGAAGUAUAACUAAUUUAAUGAAGUUGCAUCCUAGUAAGCAGUUCUCAUUUUAGGCCCUAAAUCUGCAGUGAGCACCACACAGGUGGAUCCCUAUACCCACACAAAGCCCACUAACUUCACCCACAUAGAGUUCAGUGCAGGAUCAGCACCAUAGUGUUGUGGGAAGAGUAGUGGACCCAAGGACAAGGGAUUAUGUCGCCAGACAUGUCACUUCUCUCCCACCAGGAAAUACGUUUGCUUCAUAUGGGAUUUGUCUUGGUUCUUAUGGCUGCCAUUGCUAUUGUUCUCAUUCAUGCUCUCUUGAAAAGGGUGACUCUUCUAUAAUACAGCAAUUAGCACUAAUUACCCUUUCACCAAAGAGUCAGAGCAAUUCCAAUCCAUUUGUUGAAAUGAUCGGUAUCUGCUGUGCCACUUAUACAUGAAAUGAAUAGAAUAAAGCUAGUUUAGUAACUAAAAAUUAUGUUCUUUCUAUAAAUUUGGGG